AUGGCUCCCCAACGAGUUGCGGACGCAGCCAACAUCUCCCCGUAUCCUUUCGUUGUCCGUCAAGGGCGCCCCGUGAUAGACCCAGUGCCGGAAAAUCCGGAGCCGCCGUCCAGGAGCAGCAAGAAGGCCAUGGCGAAGGCGAGGCGGGCGGCGGAGAGGAACGCCCGCCAGGAAGAGGAGAAGAGGUUCAAUACGGGACCCAGGAGCCUCCGCUUCCCACCUUCGAAUAAGGGCGGUCGUCGCUUCCGCCUCCCGGGAAGAGGGUAUGAGGAUCGAGGAAUUCCUGAUUAUCCUCCCCCAUCUUUUCAGGAGGCAAUGACGAGCCCGCCCAUGUCCGGGUGCUCCAGUACCACGUCGCUCGUCCAGCAACAGCAGGCGCCUAUGGCACCUCUCGUCGUCCCAGAGCGGAUUCCUGAGGUCGUCCUCGAACACACGCCAGAAGAGGCUGUGGAGCCCACUGACAAUGCUGCGAACACCAACGACACCAACGACACUGCAGGAUCCGAUGAGAACGAAUCGGACUCUGACGAGUCGAUAUUCAUCAUCGACAAGAACUCUGUCCCAGUUGCAUCCACCGAUCUUCCGAGAGGCGCUGCCCUCGAAGAGCGGGUCAAGAUGGACUGGAUCAAGCGCCGUGGUGUAGAGUUUCCCAUCGCUCCUUCACCCGAGCCUGUACGCAAGUCCAACGAAUCGCAGGAGGAUGCGUUCGGGACUCGUGGGCGAUCGACGACAAGGCUGCCUACUCUCAAAAUCGAUCCUGACCCUGUAGAGGGUGAGAACACUACCGGCGCUUCCUCACCAUCUACCAGCGCUAAACGCCGUUUCCUCUCCUUAUCCCCCCUCCGAACCAUCUUCCCACCUCGCUCUCCCGUUCAUCAAGACCGUGCCAUGUCAGCCCAUCCUUCCCCUUCCGCAUCAUCUUCUCCAUAUUCCGGUUCUCGUAUUUUCUUCCGCAGCACGACCUCCCUCACUACUGCGUCCUUCCUACGCCUACCGCUCUCUGGUUCAACAUUCGGUGGUAAGUCGGAAGUUUCCUUGACACGCAAGCUUUUCAGCCACAAAGGAAAGGAGCGCGCGAAGUAUCCGAGUAGUUAUAAUGAGCCAUGGGAAGUGGUGGAUGAGAGCGAGUGUGAUGACGCCGAUGAAGAAGACAUUAGACGCCGUCCAAGUCUUAUGGCUGCCGUCGAGGCCAUUUCCUCGAACACCUCAACUACAUCAGCGAGCCCUGGGACGUCCCCCACGAGGUGCCAAAGCUUCACCUUCGGCUCUUCACACGUCUCCGUCGACUCAAUGCGCACUGCGUUGCCCAAGGGUCCACACAAUCUUCCAGGCGACGUUCUCGCGCGCGAUUUCCAAGUACCCACAACAUCUGACUCACCAUCCGCAACGGUGAAAGUAUGGAAGGCCUCUUCCACGGCCUUCAUCGAUCGUCCCAUUAUUCGACGUCCUGCAGCUGCGAGCGAUCCACCCACCCCCACGUGCAUCCCGGAGGCACCGGAAAUGGCGAGAACACCUACACCUCCUCCUGCCGCCGUACACUAUCAAGACAAUGCGCCGUCGACGUUGCAACUUAUCGCAGGAACUCCGUUCUCCUCCGUCCGGAGCCGGACGAACGCGACACCUUCUCUUACUCCACCGCCCUCACUUUUGACAAAGCAAUAUACAGCCCACGGACCCUCACCUCUGCGCGCAGGGAACGCCAAGCUGAAUAUCACAAUUGUGAGCGACCAGCAGGCAAUGGCAGCGGCCGCGAUGCACCAGCGCGCUUUAGAGACGCCGCUCCCUUCGACGCCCGAGUUCCAGACCCAUUUCGACUACGGGUCCCCAGCGGCCUCCCGCAGCCUUAUGGCGGUCCCCCCUACCAUCCUCCCUCCGCCUUUGGUACCAAGUCCCCCACCCGCGCCGGUAGCGGCCCGAUCGGCCCUCGAUUUAUUGUCCGAUUUGAACUCCGCGCCUGCGCCACUCGCCCAGCCAACAUGCCUGUGUCGCUCGGCGUCGCCUCCAGCGGUGUUGAACGUCUCCGUGCAUCCUUCUGGCAACCAGCUCGUUAAGAAGAGCAAUAGUUCGGGCUCUGUGGAAGAACAGCCACCGAUGACGCCUACGAGGCACCACUAUGUCGGACGCCCUCUUCCUCGCCCACCGCCAUCGACACCGCCUUCCACGCGUGCGGGGACUGUUGAUUCAACGUAUGCAGCACCCGAGGGUUCUCCUGAAUGGAACGUGGAUAGUGAGGGAGGAACUGCUCCCCGUAGGCUGAAGGCUUGUCCAGAGGGGCUGCUGAUCGACUUGGAGGAUACAUCGUUGGAUGGGUUCUCGGCGAGCGGGACGUCCACCCCACGUUCAGACGAGGGGCGCUGGAGAUCGCAGUCGCACCUGCAUCUCCCGAUGGAUCCCUCUGUAGCCUCUCUUGUCGACCUCAGCCCGGAGCCUCCAGCAUCAGCACCCGCAGAGUUGUCCUCCCUUUCGUUCGCAUCGAUGCAGGCGACGAGCACCCCGCUCUUCCCAACGGCGCCUGGACUGAACAGGUCGCCAUACGCGCAGCAUACCAGCCCGAGCCUCGCAGACCUCACAGAUCUCGAUCUGCUGGUGUCUCGCUUGGAGGAUGGGCAGCGCGAUGGGACCGACUACGAAGUGAGUCCUACAGGUCGUCAAGCCUGGCGCGACCGCAGCCUCAACGUGCACCCCUACGCAGACCCUGCUCCUGGUCUCCGAGAUAAUUGGGCCCGCGAACCCGCUUCAGCUGUCACAGGACUCGACAUCAGCCCAUCCCCACGCGUCGUCAACGUCAACGUCGUCUACCUCCCCGAGAGCCAGUACCAGCGACAGCACCAACAUGUCGCUCGUUGGGCGUAUUGA
Molecule: messenger RNA, 2856 nt
Organism: Cyclocybe aegerita
Lineage: Eukaryota; Fungi; Basidiomycota; Agaricomycetes; Agaricales; Hemipholiotaceae
Source: the annotation of a GenBank genome assembly